AAUCAGUUACAGAAAACAUGCCACGUACGAUGUAUCUAAACCACAUCCAUUCCCUCUAAAUCACCCACCCCUUCUCCCCAAUCAAUCCCCCAUUAUCAAUCAGUUCUCCAGAAUCACCUCUGUAUUCCAAAGAAGAAAACAUGGCGGCUUCAUCAGCAUGUGUAGUGGUGGUAGGGAACAAUAUUCCGAGCAGCGAAAUCCGAGGCAGACAAUUCAUCCAAACAUCGCCACGCCUUCCGUCAUUGAACAAAACAUCCAAAACAGUUAAAGUAAGAGCAUCUCUCGAGCAGAGCUCAACCGAAGGAAGGAGAGGCUUCCUCAAAUUAUUGGCUGCACCCGCCGCCCUAAUACUAUCCAACGGCAAAGCAGCACUCGCAGCGGACGAACAAGAUGUUUCGAAUUCAAGAAUGUCGUAUUCAAGAUUCUUGGAGUACCUCGAUAAGGACAGGGUUAAAAAAGUUGAUCUAUUCGAAAACGGCACAAUUGCGAUCGUGGAAGCCGUUUCACCUGAAUUGGGAAACCGUGUACAGAGAGUGCGCGUGCAGCUACCCGGUCUAAGCCAAGAGCUUCUUCAAAAGUUUCGUGAGAAAAACAUCGACUUUGCCGCACACAAUGCUCAAGAAGACUCCGGAUCUGUAUUAUUCAACUUAAUCGGAAAUUUGGCAUUCCCUAUGCUUCUCAUCGGCGGUCUUUUCCUACUCUCGAGAAGGUCGCCAGGUGGAAUGGGCGGGCCAGGUGGGCCCGGUUUUCCAUUAGGUAUCGGCCAAUCGAAGGCGAAGUUCCAAAUGGAGCCCAAUACCGGAGUGACGUUCGAUGACGUGGCGGGUGUGGACGAGGCGAAGCAGGAUUUCAUGGAGGUGGUUGAGUUCUUGAAAAAGCCGGAGAGGUUUACAGCUGUGGGUGCACGUAUACCGAAGGGGGUGCUUCUGAUUGGCCCCCCAGGUACCGGAAAGACCCUUUUGGCUAAAGCUAUUGCGGGCGAAGCUGGUGUUCCGUUUUUCUCGAUUUCCGGUUCGGAGUUUGUUGAGAUGUUUGUCGGAGUCGGUGCUUCGAGGGUUCGUGAUCUUUUCAAGAAGGCAAAGGAGAAUGCUCCUUGUAUUGUGUUUGUGGAUGAAAUUGAUGCUGUGGGGAGGCAGAGAGGGACUGGUAUUGGUGGUGGAAACGACGAAAGGGAGCAGACGUUGAACCAGCUCUUAACUGAGAUGGAUGGCUUUGAAGGGAACACGGGUAUUAUUGUAAUUGCAGCUACUAACCGAGCCGAUAUUCUUGAUUCUGCUUUGUUGAGGCCUGGAAGGUUCGAUAGACAGGUAAGUGUUGAUGUACCGGAUGUUCGUGGAAGAACAGAGAUUCUAAAGGUGCACGCUAGCAAUAAAAAGUUCGAGACAGGUGUAUCUCUCGAAGUAGUAGCUAUGAGGACACCUGGCUUUAGUGGGGCCGAUCUUGCUAAUCUGUUGAACGAGGCUGCUAUCCUUGCUGGAAGGCGGGGCAAGACUGCGAUCUCCUCCAAAGAAAUCGAUGACUCGAUCGAUAGAAUAGUUGCAGGAAUGGAAGGAACCGUUAUGACUGACGGCAAGAGCAAAAGUCUUGUGGCGUACCAUGAAGUGGGCCACGCCAUUUGUGGAACUCUAACGCCAGGUCACGAUGCGGUUCAAAAGGUGACGCUAAUUCCACGUGGUCAAGCGCGUGGUUUGACCUGGUUCAUACCUGCGGAUGAUCCGACUUUGAUAUCGAAGCAGCAACUUUUCGCGAGAAUUGUCGGUGGUCUAGGUGGAAGAGCCGCGGAGGAGAUUAUUUUCGGAGAGUCGGAAGUUACAACCGGUGCUACUGGUGAUUUACAACAGAUCACUGGUUUGGCCAAACAGAUGGUGGUUACUUUCGGCAUGUCCGACAUCGGUCCCUGGUCACUAAUGGACUCGGCCGGUCAAGGUGGUGAUGUCAUCAUGAGAAUGAUGGCACGUAAUUCGAUGUCGGAAAAGCUAGCCGAAGAUAUCGACUCUGCAGUGAAGAAGCUCUCGGACAGCGCAUAUGAGAUUGCUUUGACCCACAUUAGAAACAACCGUGAAGCAAUCGAUAAGAUUGUUGAAGUACUUAUCGAGAAGGAGACAAUGUCCGGAGAUGAAUUCCGAGCUAUUCUGUCUGAAUUUGUUGAGAUUCCAGUUGAAAAUAGAGUUGCUCCGACACCCACUGCAGUUGCCGUGUAAUGACAAUUGGAAAUUCGGCUUCUAUUUAUUAUCAAAUUUAUCAUAUGUAUAAAACUACUGCCGUGUUUUCCUUUGUGCCGAUUCCCAGUCCCACAAGUAUAGGUUCGCCUUUUGCGUGUAUAAUAUAAACAUCGGUAUAGUGAAUAUCACUUCUUGCAAUCAUCGCAAUUGUCGAUUUUACG
Erythranthe guttata (spotted monkey flower) is the source of this 2383-nucleotide messenger RNA. The record is from RefSeq and is a predicted model, not a curated record. Lineage: Eukaryota; Viridiplantae; Streptophyta; Magnoliopsida; Lamiales; Phrymaceae.